AUGUCUGAUAAUCCGGCUGCAAGAAAGCCAUCUGUCGCCAAGAGGAAAUCUUUGCUGUCAGAGCUGGGCAUACAAGCUGGGGGAGCAGCACCUGGCUCUACUACAGCCACUACAAAGCCAGCAACAACAUCUCCUCCUUCCACUCUUGGCAGAAAGACAUCGAUGAAUAACAAGCCAUCCUCACCUUCAGUCUCCAGAACCCGGAACUUGACUUCAAGUCCCAGUCCACCUACAGCUACUCGGAAAAAGGUCGCUCCUUCUUCCAUCAAGGUGGAUCGUACCGCUAAUGUGAAUGGUGCAGCAAAGUCACCUACCUCGCCAAACCCAAAGCGCAGAUCGUCCAUUGUGCCAACCGCUUCCAACACCAGAGCAUCCAUGUCACCACUUGCUCGAAGAGCGUCUGUCAAUGUCAGUCAUUCAUCAUCCGGUUCAGCCAUGAGCAACAAGAGGCUAUCGACGCCCGCUGGUCUGGAGUCAUUGGCAGAAGUCCAAACGAUCAAAGACCAACUUGCCGAGAAAGACAAGGAGAUCCAGAGUUUGAAAGAGAGUGCAUCGAAAUUAAAGAUUCAGACUCAAGAAGAAAUUUCCAUUCUUGAAGCCCAAGUGCAAGCACUCAAAGACCAACUUCAAUCGAAUGCUGAAACGGAGAUCAAUAAUGACGACAAUGAGCGUGUUAAGGAGGCAGAGGACAAACUCGGGAAAUUGCAUCAAUUGGAAAUGGACCAAUUACUGCAGGAUCAAGACAAAAAGCGGGAAGCUGAAUUAGCUGCGCUCAGAGUGGAAUUGAACCAAGAGUAUGAAGCAAAGAUUCAACAUGUGCAUGCCGAAUACACUCAAAAACAAGAGCAAUCUAAACAGGAUCAUGAGCUGGCUUUACUGGCUCAAAAGGAGGAUUUCACCAAGGCAUUGAACAAUGAAAAAGAGCUGCAGGAAGCCUUUAAAAAAGAACAAGAAUCUAUUGUAUCUGCAUUAAAGCAACAAAUCCAGGACUUGCAAGAAGCUCAAACCAACAGCCACAUGAGAAAGAUCCAGAGUGAGCUGGAUGCCACGACUGCUGCAUUGGAAGAGGUGAAGCGUCAAUCGCAGCACACGGCUGAAAUGCUUGAGAAGAGAUACCGAGAAGAAAUUCGACAGCUGCAGAAUGGCAGCGAUGAUACUGCACAAGCAUGGCUGGAGAAGACUAGAAGCGCGCAACAAGAGUUGGACCAAUUGCAUGAUCAGAUACAGAACAAGGACCAGCUUCAUGCACAAGCCAUGGAUGCACUUAAACAAGCACAUGUGCAAGAAAUGGAUCAGUUGAGCGAAGCAUGUGAGAACAAGGAGACGCAGAUUGAGGAGCAAUCAAGCCAAAUUGAGGAUUUGCUAUACCAAGUAGAGACGUUGCAGAACUCGCUGGAAGCAGCUACUGUUCGGCUGGAGCACACGGCUAAAUCCACCCCAACGACCUCCAGCAACAGAGACGAUAUCAAUGAUGCAGCGAAGCCACAUCAACCCAUCAAGAACAUGCACCAAGACUGUCUGGACCGUUUGGAAGUCAAGCAAAAGGAACUCGAAGACUUGAAAUCAAGAUUGGCAGACAUCAAGGAGACACACGAGAACCAAAUGAACAGGAUGGCGCAAGAGAAAGCCAAUGCUUUGCAGGAGUUGAGAAAGAAGGUCACCAGCUUGGAGCAAAAGCUAGCAGCAACUACACCUCCCAGUUCGCCCACACGGCCCAACAGCACUGUCAUAGUGGGUAGCGGCGUGCUGAACGAAGAGCGCUUGAUACGUAUUGCAGAGCAGCAUCGCCAGGAACUCAAGACCAUGCAUGAGCAGUACCAAAUUGUGGUGGACACCAAAGACAGAGAGCUGGAAGACUACGCUUACCGUGUCAAGGCACUCGUAGCAGCCAAGCAGAAAGACAUGGAGAAGCUGCAAGUAGAAACCAACAAUACGAUUGACAAAUACGAGCGAGAUAUUGAAGGAUACGAGGCUAAAAUUGUCGAAUACGAGAGAGAGUGCAGCAAAUUACAAGACAGAGUGACGCAUUGGGAAACCAUCUCAAACAACAGCAAUGCUCUCUUGCAAGACAUGAAGAGGGGCUGCACUGCACAUGUGGAUGAGAAUGCUCAGCUCAUAAGGCUUGUGAAUCAAUUGCAAUCUGAAAUUCAUCGCUCAUAA
Messenger RNA from Mucor velutinosus, 2160 nucleotides. RefSeq lists its product as uncharacterized. The transcript has 8 exons. The coding region runs from base 1 to 2160 and encodes 719 amino acids. Lineage: Eukaryota; Fungi; Mucoromycota; Mucoromycetes; Mucorales; Mucoraceae. The record is from RefSeq and is a predicted model, not a curated record.